This is a messenger RNA of Lytechinus pictus (painted urchin), 5930 nucleotides long. RefSeq lists its product as uncharacterized. NCBI's taxonomy places the organism in Eukaryota, Metazoa, Echinodermata, Echinoidea, Temnopleuroida, Toxopneustidae. The record is from RefSeq and is a predicted model, not a curated record. The coding region runs from base 331 to 3873 and encodes 1180 amino acids. Gene Ontology annotation, molecular function: protein binding. The transcript has 18 exons. Gene Ontology annotation, biological process: signal transduction.
GAGAGAGCGAGGAAAUACUACGGCGGGGUGGAUCAGUUUGAUCAGUUCGUUGUAUUGUGGGGACUGACGUAUGCCUUGGACACAGCAAACAUACUCGCACAACCGACUGAAUGCUGAUCAAGAUCGUAUUGAUCACGCCUGCAACUCAACAUACAGAAGGGAUUAACUUUUCAAUACCACUCGAGCUUGCACGGUCAAUUCUUGUGAACUGCAUGCAGGAUAUCAUGGAGUAACACGACAAGGAGUCUACAAUAUACAUUCAGCAUUAAUUUCUUGGAUUAUGACAUUGUCUGAUUACAUCUGAAAGAUAUUUAUAUAUGCAAAUGAACCAUGGGUAAAGAAUUUGAAGAACUGAGGGAACAGAUCAAGGACAAAUCAGUGGAUCCAGCGAAGUACCUUCCUCAGAUAAUUGAAGAAAUUAAAAAAGAUGACAGUGAAAUCGCCAACGAAUGCAAGUAUGAACUCAGGGACGACGUGAUCGACCGAGUCAAGGCAGCGAAAAACAAGCAUGAGAAAAUGAUGAUUGAACUAUGCAUCGAAUACAUGAAGAAAAAGAAACAGAAAUAUUACCAACUUGCCAAGAAUAUAUUUGAUGAGAAAAAUGUAGUCAAGUGGAAGGGUCACGAGGAUGCUAUAGAGCAGAUGACUAAAAUUCUAGCAGAACCUAUAGAAUGGGAACCUACUGACAGGGAGAAGAAGGACGAAGAGAAGCAUGUUUCUUGGGCCAACUCAGGACGCGCCCUGAAAGAUGUAGUUGAGGAAAUGAUCAAAGCUUGCAGCCGUGACAAGAUCAUUAAGAAAGUAGCGCCAUCUUUCAUUCGGCUUGUACAAUCAGCAAUCAAGAGUGGUUCAGAUAUGCACAUUGUGGUGGCUAUCGCCAUAAUAGAAACAAGCGAGAUGACCUGGGAGGGCCAAGAAAAGUUGAUUCCAGACGUUCUAGAUGUCUUUGACAAGUGGCUUAGAGGAGAUGACAUCGAUUUUGAAACAAACCGUGAUCACAGAGAUUUCGCAGGGUCUGUCACCGGUUAUGGCAUCAUUGAAAAUGCAGGGAAAGCGAGCGUCCCUCAGCUGAACAGUCUCAUGGAAUAUUGCCUGGGUCAAGAGCUUGAAGGCGAACAACAGCCUCUCUCGGUGCAUGGAUCUAUUCUCCGUAACAUCAUCACUAAUUUCAUCAUGAGGAACACUGACAAGGUCAAAGUCUUCAAAGAUCUCUUGCCAUACGUAGUGAAGCUGCUCUCCUGUGACGUCAGUGAAUUAGAGAACAUGGCUGGGUACGCCAUAGGGUCUGUCUACCAGAAUGGGGAACUGUUGGCUCCUUAUGGUGAUGGAAUAGCAGAUGCUUAUCUGGAUGAUAAAUGCGAAGGAACAACAGUUGGAAUGUCACUGAAAAGUAUAUUCCAGUACAAACCGGAAGUGGUCCUAACCAGAAUAGACCGGAUUUUCGAGAAGAUGGAAGACAUGGGAAGCAAUGACAAGACCUAUCUCUACAUGCUGCUCGAUGACGUUGCCAAGAAAAACUCAGAAGUGUUAGUGCCUCAUAUUGACAUGAUGUUUGAAGACGUCUGUAACACCUCUCUGGCAAGUAUGUCUUUCAUGACUCUCGCACAGUUAUCCCUUGAUCAUGGCAAACAUUUCGUCAAGCACAUAGAUAGGUGUCUGAAAGCAUGGGAUCUGAUCCCAUAUACUGUAUCCUCUGCCUGCAAGACCAUUGCCAGCAUUGGACGAGUUAAUAAGGAACUAGCAGAGAGAUGUUUGAAGAUCUUCUUUGAGAGAUUGGAGACAAUUGAUCCCAUGUGGAUCAGCGUCAUCUUAAUGGAGAUGAAAAGGAUAGGGCAGGCAUACAAAGAAUGUCUUGCCGUGUAUCGACCACAGAUUGAGAAACUCAAGACAUGUCAACAGAUGGGUGUGCCAGACAUGGUCCAGUCGAUGAUAGAUUUCCUUGAUGACAGAAGUCUUCAGGGCCUCAGUGAGGAAGUUGCAGAGCAACGAGAAGACAUCGACAACUUGGAUUCUCGAGUGACGAACAACGAAAACGAAAUUACGAGAAUCGACGAGACGGUGGCCCAACAGGGUGACGAGAUCCAGAACGUGAAGAACGAAGUUAACGAGCAGGGCGAGAGGCUUGGUGAGCUGAAAGAAGUUGUGGAUGAGACUGUUGAGAAGGUUGAAGAGAUUGACCACAAGACUAUAACUAAUGCCCCGAAAUGGUCACGUGACGUAUCAAAGCUGUUGAAUCCAGAGCACGAACAUGACUGGAGAUUCUUGGCAGUUCGUCUCGGCUACUCGGGUGAAGAUAUCCGUAACUGGGCCUUAUCACCAGACCCUACCAUGGCUAUCCUGGCUGAAUGGUACACAACUCACAAGAGCAGCGAUGCUACCUACGCCAUACUCAGUGCCCUUGAAGACAUGGGCAGGACUGAUGCUGCAGAAAUCAUCACGCAGUCAUUAGAAGAAGCAGAACUGCUCGUGCCUCAGGCGCCACCGGAUGAGUCGGAGAAACCCCCGACAGUAUUCCUCAGCUAUCAAUGGGAUCAUCAGCCAGAGGUGAAAGCCAUCAGAAAGCACCUUGAGAUGGCCGGCUUUCCCUGCUGGAUGGACAUCGGUCAGAUGGGUGGAGGAGAUCAGUUAUUCGCCAAGAUCAGCCAGGGGAUGCGGACAUCCAAGGUGGUACUGUGUAUGGUGACUGAGAAAUACUCUAACUCAGAGAAUUGCAAUAAAGAGGUGAACCUUGCCAACCUGUUGAACAAACCAAUCAUCCCUAUUCUCAUCGACCAGACCCAGUGGCCGCCUCAAGGUGCCAUGAGUAUGUUAUUUGCGCAGCUUUUAUACAUCCAGUUUUACAACAACAAGGAAUACGUGAGAGGAGAGAAAUUCUGGGAGGACGCCAAGUUCUCGGAACUUUUGGGACAGAUAUCUUAUCAUGCGAAUCCUGAUGAAAGCAUGAUAUCUGAUGAAUACCGCGACUGGAUUCCACAAGUUGAAGACAAACCCGUCACUGUUAAAAAGGUAUCUGAAGAGUCCAAGGGUGCACCUGCCCAGCAGAACCAACCUGUGGAAUCCACCGAAGCUCCGUCUGUAUUUAUCUCCUACCAAUGGGGCAAGCAACCUGAGAUUAAAAGAUUGUUCUCGCGUCUCACUAGCUUGGGAUACCAUUGUUGGCUUGACAUCAAUCAAAUGGGUGGUGGGGAUCCACUCUACUCCAAGAUUGAUAAAGGAGUGAGAAAUGCCAAGGUUGUUGUUUCCUGUGUCACACCCAAAUACUCCCUCUCUGCCAACUGCAGAAGAGAGGUCAGUCUCUCCGAUGCACUCCGUAAACCCAUCAUUCCUCUCCUGCUUGAAGAGAUGACGUGGCCACCAGAAGGACCGAUGAGCAUGACCUUUACUCAGCUGCUCUACAUUGACUUCACCAAGGAAACAACUCAGGCUACUUUUGAUGAUGAAAAGUUCGAGGAACUCAUCGAGAAGAUUAAGGAACAUGCCGAGCCGACGCUUCAGCUAUUGGCUACAGAGGAACAGACUGAAACAGCGUCGACGCAAGAACAACCGUCAACACCUGCUGCACUGGAAGAAGGGACUGUAGAGGAAAAUGAUGAGAGAAGUGCCACUCUCAAGGAAGUCCCAACAACGGAUGCAGUUCCUCGGCAGCAGAACAGUCCAGUUGAAACCAAGCCUGUUGAGGCAGUUGAGAGAAGUGCCACUCCUCAAGUUUCACCAGCGGCAGAAGCGGUUCCUCCCCAGCAGAACAGUCCUACUGAAACACCACCCACAGAACAACCGAUCCAAAGGCAGAACGAUAAGUCACCGGAAAAACCAUCUUCGCGCCCUUCAUCUGGAAAGAAAAACAAGAAAUCCUCGACUUGUUUACUUCUUUGAUGUCGCUUUCACAACCUCUGGGGCUGGUUUUGUGUCAACCCAAAUGUGAUUUAAUACUUGUAUUUUAUUACAACUGGUUUAGCUUUUUAAGCUAUCGCAAGAAACACAACAUUUUAUUUUUGAUAGAUUUUGAAAAUAAUGUUAUCCUUCCUCCAUUGGUCCGGUCCUUGCCGGUAAUUUUCCAACAAUUCUUACAAAGUCUGAGUACUUUUAAUUAAAGUAUGUGAAGAGGUUUUUCGAAAUAAUUGUGAAGAUUUUUUUCUUCAGAUAUUUAGAAAAAUGCUAGCAAGACGCAAUCGAUUUCUAAUCCUAUGCAAUAAGCAGUGUCGAAUAACUACAAUUUACCCGAUGUAAUUGGAGAGUCAUGGAAUAACUGCCAAUUUAUAGCAUGCCCUGUCCCUUGAAACGGUUUCCAUCAUUGUCUUUGAAAAAUAAUCUCGUUAAUAUUUAUUAUCGACAGGACUUUUUGUUAGGCUCUAGUUAUAUUUUGUUUGUAGAACAUGGAUCCCAUGAUGACAGAACUAUUUCAGCUCUCCUCAUUUUAAUACAACAGAUUUCCUUUUCGAUAGUCAUUUGGCACUGUCUUACGUGAUAUACUCAACCUCAUGUGGUGAGAAAAGCGCAAAAAUUAGGCUAAAUUACUGACAUCUUAUAGAUUGUCAUAAUACCAUUGUUAAUUAUGUCUCUACUUGAUAUAUUUAACGUUUAUUAGAAAUCAAAUGUGCACAUUUCAUCAAUUAAUUAUGAUUAGGAUUUCGUAAUACAUUCCAUAUUUAUUAUUUAUGAUAUACAUCAAUGUAGAUUUGGUGUGUUACCAUGGGGAUGAAAGUGUCAUAGGACUUUAUCCUGAAUUAUGGUUGAAAGUUGUGGUUUAAAUAUGGAAAGGCAAAUAUGACAAAUUCUUAAUAUUUCAGGCUGAACUUAUCAGCCCAUUUUACACGAGAAAUCAUAGUACUUUACUGUCUGGAAAUGAUAACUGAAAUAUAAUUUCUCAUCAUUAAAAAAUGGGGACACAAAACACAAUAAACAUAAGAGACAUACAAUUUUAACUAAAUCAUGACAUUUUUAGCUUUCCAUAAUUCCAGCUUAAUGAUAGAUCAUGACCCCGGAUCAUGACUGCACAAGACAGUAGUUAGAUCGUUAAUCGUAAUUUGUUAUAUCACUUAAUUCUAAUUGAAAGAGUUUAAUUGAUUAUGAAUUGACCUCAUCAUAUAUGUAUACCAAAGUCUUUCUUUUGAAUAUUUCUGGGUCAAAGUGUUCUUAAAGCAGUUUAAAAUGUUUGUUAUAAUAACGGGGGAUUUUCCUUGGUUACAGUUAUUGCGUUAUUUGUAAAUUGUAAAGUAGCAUUUCAUUGCAGAAAUAUUUCUAACUCAUGUGAAUUAAUCGUGAUCAAAUUUAAUGUGUGACAAGAUGAAUAUAAUUACCAAUGAUAAGAAUAAUAUCAAUAUUAAUGGUAAAAUGAUAUGAAAUACAACUUUAACAAGAAAUGAAAACAAAAUUAUCUGUGAUUGUAAUUUAAUUUUAGGUCAGAAAGUCAAAAAGGGGCCUAAGCCAUUUUGCCUCCGACGAAGAUUCUGCUAGGAUCGACAGCUUAGGCCCCUUUUUUACUUUCUAAUUUACUCCAUUGGCUCUGUUUUAUUAGAUAAGCAGUUUUCAGCAGCUUCUUUUUGCCAUUAAUUUUAGGUCAUCAAACACGAAUUUUAACGUGUAUAUUAUUGUUUGUUGCAGAUUAAUUUUGACAUUUUUGAGGAAUUUUGUGCAAUCUUCAUAGACAUAUGGAACGUAGAAAAGUGUAUUAUAGUGUAGAAAGCUCUAUGGUAAGAAGAUGAAAAUAAUGCUCCAAUAAUAAAAUCAGUGUAUAUGACAAUGUUUAGAAAGAUUAGCUUUCUGGCGUAAAUUUAUUUUGAUCUAAACAAUUUAUAAACAAUAGGCUUGGCAUGGUUAUCAUCAUUGUAUAGGCCUAAAUCAAAGUGGAUUUACCAAACUCUGUUAAGAUAUGUUGUCGACACGAUGAAUUGAAAUGAAAUAAAGCCUUUUAUUUACGUAGUUACACAAAG